AAAGAGGGUGUUAAAGUCACGUGGGUGGUGUAAUUGUAACAUCGAUAAUAACGAAGGCGCCCUAACUAAAUGAAAGUGCCGCUAACUCCGUCGCUAUAUAAAACCAUUCUUAACUGCGCCUCAUUUCUUCAUUCUCAUUACCACAAACACUCUUCUCGUGCUCUCCGUCCAAAUCUCAGAUCUCUCUCUCUGUGAAAAUGGCUUCCUUUACAGCUACCUCCAUCUCAAUCAUCUCUCUCGCCAAGCCCUCACUGGUUCCUUCAGCCAGGAUCAGUAGCCCAAAUUCAGUUUCCCUCUCAAUCAAAGGAAGGAGAUUUCCAUCAAUUACAUUGCAGCCUACAGGACGUAGGUUUCAAGUUACAUGCGCGACGAAGCAGGAGACAGUGCAGAAGGUCUGUGACAUAGUCAAGAAGCAAUUGGCACUGCCAGAGGGUUCAAGUGUCACUGGAGAGUCCAAGUUUGCUGCCCUUGGAGCUGAUUCUCUUGACACAGUUGAGAUUGUGAUGGGACUGGAAGAGGAAUUCGGUAUCAGCGUCGAGGAGGAGAGCGCACAGAGCAUCACCACCGUUCAAGAAGCUGCUGACAUGAUUGAUAAGCUUCUUGAGAGCAAGACAGAUUAAGUCCAUUUUGUAGCGGUUUUCUUUUUUCCUUUU
This is a messenger RNA of Arachis ipaensis, 653 nucleotides long. RefSeq names its product acyl carrier protein 1, chloroplastic. The record is from RefSeq and is a predicted model, not a curated record. Gene Ontology annotation, molecular function: phosphopantetheine binding; acyl carrier activity. Lineage: Eukaryota; Viridiplantae; Streptophyta; Magnoliopsida; Fabales; Fabaceae. Gene Ontology annotation, biological process: fatty acid biosynthetic process.